Molecule: messenger RNA, 3078 nt
Organism: Sorex araneus (European shrew)
Lineage: Eukaryota; Metazoa; Chordata; Mammalia; Eulipotyphla; Soricidae
Gene: MRPS30
Product: mitochondrial ribosomal protein S30
Exons: 5
Coding region: 262-1563 (433 amino acids)
Biological process (GO): translation
Cellular component (GO): mitochondrial large ribosomal subunit; mitochondrion; ribosome
Molecular function (GO): structural constituent of ribosome
Source: RefSeq, a predicted model, not a curated record
AGCACUUCCUUUUAAAAGUUUUAUUGCUAUUCAUGAAACCUGCGGAAAACCUGAACUCCUGAGUUCUUCCUUGCUUUAACCCAAGCUGCUCCAAGUCAGGAGGAACUAAAUUGGAGAAACUAAUUGGAUACAUGACCUAGUACCUCGUGUCCAAUGAGGAUCUGCCGUCGCAAGCUUAGUUCAGAUAUCGCUUUCCGAUUGGUUCUUCCUGGUAAGGGGGCGGAGACAGUUGAUUGACUUCCGCUUACGGACUGUGGAAAAAUGGCGGCGGCCAGGAGACUGAAGUUUGUGCUCCAUGGCCCCCGGCUGUCACUGCACACCGCGGCGCAGGUCGCCAGCGCGGCUCGGGAACUCGCCGGCCCAGACGCCGCGGCAGUUUCCGCCGCGCGGUACCCACCGAUUGUGGCCUCCCUCACUGCCGACAGCAAAGCGGCGAGGCAGCGGCGAGUGGAGCGAUGGCAGGCGACGGUACACGCGGCCCAGUCGGUGGACGAGAAGCUGCGGAUCUUAACCAAGAUGCAGUUCAUGAAGUACGUGGUGUACCCGCAGACCUUCGCCCUCAACGCUGACCGCUGGUACCAGGGCUUUACCAAGACCGUGUACCUGUCGGGCCUGCCGCCGCGGCCGGCGCAGCCCGAGGGAGCGGCCGCCGUGGACCUGGCCGCCCUGCGCGCCGCCGCCCGCGACUGCCUGCUGCAGGAGCACUUCUUCCUGCGCCGCCGGCGCCGCGGGCCCAACUACCGCGAACGCCAGGCCCUCGCCUCGACCUUGCUGGACCAGCUGGUCACCGCCCUCACUGGGCUGCUCAGCCCGCACAACCCGAUCCUGGCCUCCGCUGCCCUCGAUUGUAAACGUCCGGUUCAUUUUUAUUGGUUGCGGGGUGAAGAAAUUAUUCCUUCUGGUCAUCGGAAGGGGAGAAUUGAUGCUUUGCGGUACCAAAUAGAUGAUAAACCACACAACCAGAUUCGAAUAUCCAAACAACUCCCAGAGUUUGUGCCACUGGAUUAUUCUCCUCCUCUAGAAAUCCCUGUUAUGAGUUGCAAACCAGACAAACUUCCGUUAUUCAAGCGGCAGUACGAAAAUAACAUAUUUACUGGCUCAAAGACGGCAGAUCCAUGCUGUUACGGUCAUACCCAAUUUCAUCUAUUAAAUGAUAAAUUAGAAAGAGAACGGUUUUUAAAAAGAAACUGUGCUGAUCAGAUAGAAGUUGCUUACAGAGCUAAUGCUAUUGCAAGUCUUUUUGCUUGGACUGGAGCUCAAGCUAUGUAUCAAGGUUUCUGGAGUGAAGCAGAUGUUACUCGACCUUUUGUUUCCCAGUGCGUGGUCACAGAUGGAAAAUACUUUGCCUUUUUCUGCUACCAGUUAAAUACUCUGGCACUGACUACACAAGCUGAUCAAAAUAAUCCUCGUAAAAAUAUAUGUUGGGGGACUCAAAGUAAACCUCUUUAUGAAAGUAUUGAAGAUAAUGAUGUGAAAGGUUUUAAUGAUGAUGUUCUCCUUGACAUAGUUCAUUUUCUGUUGAAUAGACCAAAAGAAGAUAAAUCACAGCUGCUGGAAAACUAAGAAAAACACUUUUGGUACAGCACUCUGGGAUUACUUAAAUUUCACUGAAUAGACAAUAAAAGCAAUUUUGGUGAUAAACAUUGUCAAAUAUUAUAUGAUUGAUUUGAUAUAUAGUUCACAUAUUAAUUUAUGACUAGACCUCUCAUUUUGUGCAGAAUAAAUAUUUGAUUUGUAAACUUAGGUUUUUACUUUGGAUGCAAUGAUCUAACAAUAAUUUUGUUUACUACAUAUAUUUCCCUGAGCACCAUCAGGCACCCUGAGUACAAGCCAGGAUUAUGCUCUAAGCAUAGCUGGAUUUAUACCCUCCUUGAAAAUUUGUAUAUGAGUAACAGAUUAAUUGAAAUAUAAUACCUAGUGUUAAUUACAUAUGUUUUUGAAAAUACUAUAAGGGCAAUAAUUUAGAUGUUUGAGAGUGUAUAUAUAACAUAUAAUAUAUACUUUAUUAAUAUAUAUUUAUUAACAAAUAUAUAGAAUUUGUAUAUGAUAUAUAAGGUUUUUGUUCUAACAUGGUUAACGUUUAAAAACCUUGCUCAGCCUCUCUAAAACAUGAAAAAUAUUUUAUACACGUGUAUAAAUAUUUUAUACAUUUUAAAUAUAUAAAAUUUUUAUAUUUUAUAAAAUAUUUUAUACAUGUAUAAAUAUUUUAUACAUAUUUUAUACAAAUAUUUUAUAAAAGUUACUUAAGUAACUUUUCCAAGGUCUCACAGAUAAUUGAUAAAUUUUAUAUAGCUUAGGUUCUCAGCACUUUGAUGUAACAUUUUCGUUUGUGUUUUUUCUCCAUUCCAAAUUUCAGAAAACAAGGUUUGCUAUGUUUCAAAAUCAAAUAUCACUGGCAAAAUAAUCUUGAGAAUGAGGGUUCAUUCAAAAUCCUUUUAGCAAGAAAAGAGAAUUCCUUUGUAUAAUCAUUUUUUCAGGUUUUUUGGAGGGUUCCCAAUCUGUGCUCAGGGUCCUUAGGGCUCCUUCUUUUGUGAUUCUUUGCUGGUCGCCCAGUGCUAGGGCCAGAAGAUGAGUCAGGACCACGAGGGCCACAUUGUUAAUACUUGAGCACUUCCAGGGCCACGGCCAGCAGUGCUGGGGGCGUCCAGGAUUACACUUGCGGAUGCUGGGAUCGAAUUGAGUACCUCAUGGUACUAUACUCCUCAUGGCCACUGUAGAAUCAUUCCUGUUGCUUUGUAUAGCCUUCUGGUGAAAGUUUAAAAUUUACUAUUAGGUACUAGUCAUUUGAUGAAAAAUGGCUGCUUUUCUUUCUCUUUUCCUUCCUGCCCUCUCCAUUUAUUAUUUUUUUCUCAUCCUGCCUUCUUUCAUUCUCUCUUUCCCUCUCUCCCCUCUUCUCUCUUUCAAGGUAAUCCAGUUAUUUGUUUCCAAAGCUUGGAUUAUUGUUUUCUAACUUUAGUCCUGUUUUCUUCUUUCCAUCAAUCCUUCUUGGGCAAGUGCUGCUAUAUAGAGUCUGCUACACCAUAUUCUAAGUAAAAUAUUUUAUUAUUAUUUUUAAAAAUUUUGCUCAUUGCUUAUUCC